CAAUUCACCCCUUUGGAAUGAGUGUUAAAAAUAAUUCUGAGGAGAAAAAGUAUCAAAAGCUUUUCAGUGAAGAACAUAAAGACCAGUCAAAUAAAUGUGAUCAGAACUUUCAAAAUAAUUCCUUUCAGUUAGAUCAUAAGUACGAAACUCUACCAAAUUUGGAAUAUGAUACUAAACAGAUUAACGUAGGCCCAGGAACAACAGAAACAAAAUGCAUAUCAACAGAAUAUCAUGAAAUAGGAAACAAAAAUUUGAAGCUCUUUUCUUCUGAUAGAUUAGAUAAGCCUACCUCUGCGGGAGCAGAGGUCUCAAAUCUUAAGGUAUCAACUGAUACCGAAUUUCUCAGUAUAAUGACCUCCAGCCAAGUUGCUUUUUUAGCUCAAAGGGAGUAUGAAAGGCAAAAUCCUAUAAAUAAAGAGGCCAUAAACUUGGAGAUUGAAUCAAAGGCAAAUUGUGAAAAAAUAAGAGGAACUGAAGAGAAUUUGAUCCAGCCUAAGGAAGAUCUUGCAGGUUAUGAAAACGAACAAACCCAAGCAUAUUCUCUUGAACUUUUUAGUCCUGUUUGUCCUGAAACAAAAAGUUGCCAUAGUCACAGGAAGUCUGAUAAAGAUCUUAAAGGAAGUACGGCAUCUCAACAGGUUUUUUCUUUUGAAGAUAAACUGCCACCAAAUGAGAUAUAUAUUGAGUCAUGCAACUCAGGGAUAUUGGUUUCACAAAUAAAUACUUUUCACAAAAGUUCUGGUAAAAGAAGUUGUACCUCUCGAGAUAAAAUGGGCCUCUCUAAAGCUAAAUCGAAAGUUCUCCCAGUAGCUAAGAAAUUUAAGUUAAUUUCUAAUGUAAGAGAUUCUACUGUAGUGGUGAACCAGAGGAAGCUGUGUGGACUUAAGGGAAUUAAAAACACAUCAUUAGUAAAAGAUUGCUAUUCUGAAAAUCAGAAGUAUAACUGUUUAGUUAUGGUGUUAUCGCCAUGUCAUGUGAAAGAAAUAACUAUAAAAUCAGGACCAAAUUCUGGCACGAAAGUGCCUUUAGCUACAAUUGUGGUGACUGACCAAUCAGAAAUUCAGAAGAAGGUCCUUCUAUGGAGGACUGCAGCAUUUUGGGCACUGACAUUGUCUAUUGGAGAUAUCAUAUUACUCACAGAUGUUACUAUUCAUGAGGAUCGUUGGGUUGAUGAAAUAGUACUGCAAUCAACAUUUACCAGUAAAUUAUUAAAUCUUGGGAAUUACUCAUCUGUCCAGCCUGAAGAAUAUUCCAGUACAGUUAGUGUUACUGUACUUCAGGACUUACUGGCUUAUGUGUCUUCAAGACAUUCCUAUCUCAGAGAUCUUCAGAAGCAUCCUCAGAAAAUGAACAGAAUUGAAUUUGUAGAAUUGGAGCAACUUCAGCCUGAUAUACUAGUCCAUGCGGUACUAAGAGUUGUUGAUAUCACUAUACUUACAGAAGCAUUAUACACGUAUAGAGGACAGAAGCAAAGGAAAGUUCUGUUAACAGUGGAACAGGCCCAAGGUCAACAUUAUGUGCUGGUAUUAUGGGGUCCUGGAGCAGAUUGGUACCCUCAACUUCAAAGGAAGAAAGAUUAUAUUUGGGAAUUUAAAUAUCUUUAUGUUCAGCGCAAUUGCAUCUUAGAAAACCUAGAAUUGCAUACAACAUAUUGGUCGUCCUGUGAAUGCCUGUUUGAUGAUGAUGUAAGAGCAAUUACUUUCAAAGCAAAAUUUCAAAAAACUGUGCCUUCUCUUGUGAAGAUGUCAGACUUGGCAAAACACCUAGAGGAUAAGUGUUCAGGAGUAAUUUUAAUCAAAGCUCACAUUUUAGAGCUAGUCUUUCCUGUUACGGAAGCUCAGAAGAUAACUCUAAACACUGACAGUUCCCUGGAGAGUAUUUACCUUUCUCUUCCGCACAUUAUAUAUACUGGCUGUGCAAAGUGUGAAUCAAAACUAGAAAUAGAUGAGAACAAGAUCUACGAACAAUGCUUUAGGUGCUUGCCAUCGACUAUGAAGAAACUAUACUAUAGGUCAGCUUUAAUUACCAUCAGUGAUGAAAGAGAGAAAGUUUGUGUCCAUGCAGGAUCAAAGAUUAUAGAGAAGAUUCUUCUUAACAUCCCUCCUGACUGGCUCAACAGAAUUAUAGCCCCUUCAUCAGAGGUCACCUAUGGCAUGGUGGCAGCAGACUUGUUAUACUCUCUGAUGAAAAGCAGCAGGACACCUUGUGUAGUCAAGAUGCAGAGCCUCUUUGUGUUAGAUGAAAACAGCUAUCCAUUGCAACAAGAUUUCUCCCUGCUGGAUUUUUAUCCUGAUGAUCCUGUCACAUGAAGAGGCUCCAGAACAUCAAAGAAGAAAGUAUCAAAGUGAUUCCUUUUUGAAGUGAAUUUAUUUUUCUUUGAAUUUUAAAAUAAAUAUAUUUUUGCAUUGAAAA
Molecule: messenger RNA, 2412 nt
Organism: Suncus etruscus (white-toothed pygmy shrew)
Lineage: Eukaryota; Metazoa; Chordata; Mammalia; Eulipotyphla; Soricidae
Gene: SHLD2
Product: shieldin complex subunit 2
Exons: 8
Coding region: 18-2309 (763 amino acids)
Biological process (GO): regulation of double-strand break repair via homologous recombination
Cellular component (GO): site of double-strand break; nucleus
Source: RefSeq, a predicted model, not a curated record